AUGGCGUGGUGGAAAAGAUCAGCGCAGUUGCUGGCUGCGAUCGCAUUCGCGUCGACACUCGCGGCUGCUGAUGACUGCAAGAGUGACAGCACGUUUGUCAUCGGCUCGCAGGAUGAUGCAGACAAGCUCGGCAAAUGCACCGAGUACACCGGAGAUGUCGGUCUCUCCCCGUCUACAUCAGGCAACAUCACCGUCAGCGGCCUCGAGAAGAUCACCGGCAAGCUGCUCACCGAGAGCGCUGGCGACAAGUCAGCUUCGCUAGUUGGCAUCACAUUCGAGAAGUUGGCGACCGUGGAGGGCUCCGUCUCGGUCGGCUCCGUCGACAGCCUGCAGUUCGUCUCCUUCCCGGCUCUAGCGACGGUGGGCGGUGCUAUUGAAAUAUCCUCCCUCCCUGAGCUGAAUACACUGAACCUGCCAUCCAUCAACUCGAUUGGAAGCUUCAAGCUUGAAUCAGCACCCAAGCUCCUGAAGAUGUCUGUCGGCGACUUGAAGCACGCUAAGACCACCGACUCUAAGAUUGGCUUGAAGCACAUCACUGGCGACUCCGACCGCUCUAUUGUGGUCAAGAACGUUGGCGUGGACAGCCUGGAUGGCCUCCUGGAUCUAUACAAUGCUACCCUGGUCGAUCUGUCCGAACUACCUAACCUCAACAGGGUCAUUCUAUCACUUUGGCACAUUGAUGAGGUUCGCAUUCGCGGAAAUGGAAACCUGACCGUCUACAUGUGGGAGAAGGCUACUACUGGAACCGUCCAGUUGGACAUUGGGAAGUUUGACAUCGGGGGUGUAAAGCACAUAUCCCCCUGUCUAACGUCCGAUGUAAAAAACUUCAUAGUUGUCAACAACACCGCCGAGUACCUCCGAUUCAACUUCCGCGGACUGCAGCGCCUCGAAGUCAGGGAGAACCCCAACCUGAAGACACUCAUUCCCUGGGGCGGCAGCAGUCUCACUAACUGGUGGUUCCAAAACAUCACGAUCAAGAAUAACCCGGAGUUGCUCCUUGCCUAUGACCCGCCUCGAAGCUCUAACGAUAACCUUACCGCCAAUGACUGUCCAUACAUGUUCAAGACGUCGGAAGAUAAGUUUAGGUGGCUCCCAUGGGAUAUGAAGACGGUGGACAUCGACGCCAACAUCGACAAUACCUACUUCUCCACCUUCGUCACGGCAUGGCAAAAUCAGACUGGCAGGUACGCGGAGGGGUAUGGCCGAGGCCCCGAGGUAAAUGAGACGUUCAUCGUCACGUCCUCCAACUCGACAUUUGACUGCUCAGGCCUUGACCGUCUGCGUACCAAGACAACUGCCAUCCAGGCGGGGACCUACAGCUGUCAGGGCCAGUCACAAGCGGCAUAUGUGAUUGAUGAGACAGCUGGCGCGGGCAGAAUGUCAAUGGGUGUGCUUGCAACCCUCCUGCCAGUGUUUACUGCUGCCUGUGUGCUCUUAUAA
This is a messenger RNA of Clonostachys rhizophaga, 1440 nucleotides long. The record is from the annotation of a GenBank genome assembly. Lineage: Eukaryota; Fungi; Ascomycota; Sordariomycetes; Hypocreales; Bionectriaceae.